Molecule: messenger RNA, 672 nt
Organism: Temnothorax curvispinosus
Lineage: Eukaryota; Metazoa; Arthropoda; Insecta; Hymenoptera; Formicidae
Exons: 1
Coding region: 1-672 (223 amino acids)
Source: RefSeq, a predicted model, not a curated record
AUGGCAAAUGGCCUGACCAGAUUAUUACCGAAUCUGGGUGGUCCCGGCGGGCACGUGCGUCGCCUUUACGCGACGACGGUCCACUCCGUACUACUGUACGGAGCGCCUGUAUGGGCGGAGAGGGUGGAGGAAAACCCUACCCUCUGCAGGCGGCUCGUGGCUGUCCAAAGACACAUUGUGAACCGGGCAGCCCGUGCAUAUCGGACCGUCUCGCACGUGGGGGUGACAGUCCUCGCCGGUAUCCUGCCGAUAGACCUCCUCGCCAUAAGUCAGGCGAGGACCUAUCGGCGACUAAAGGAACUUGAGGCCAAAAUAGGCCUCAUUUUGCCCAGAGCGAGGGCUACGCUAAAACUGCAAAAGAGGGAGAUUCUCCUUCAAGAGUGGGAGGACAAGCUGUCCGAUCCACGGCUCGUUUCUGGAAGGAGGAUACGUGAGGCCGUUCAGCCAGUCCUGCGGGACUGGAUCGCCAAGAAGGGGCGCGGACUUACGUUUCAUGUGGCGCAGGUGCUCUCGGGACAUGGAUCCUUCGGGGAGUACCUGUGUCGUAUUGGGAGGGAGCGCACCACCGGCUGCCACCACUGCCCGGAGCAAGUAAACUCGGCGCAACAUACCCUAGUUUUGCCCGGCGUGGAAAGAGGAGCGCCGAGUCCUCCGGGCGGAGAUUGGGGAUGA